UAUUCUUUUAAUUAAUUAACUCGUACCCCGCUUUGUCGUUCUCUCUAUAAAGAGCGACGACAACCACCGCCACCGCAGCAUUGCCACCGUAAUCGCCACGAUCAAAACGGCGUCGUUUUGGACAAGGCGUGGAGAUUCAUUGCGGCAUUCAAUUCAAUUCCACGCACUCGUGCAGUUAGCGCCAGAUUCACAUUUCACGCAACUUAGGUACCUUCAUUUCCUCCAAUUGAAGCUUCGUUGCAAUUUUAGAGGGAAAAUUCCCUAUUGUACCUGCUACAGCUUCAAUUUUCGGUGCCUUAAUUAACUUUUCUCGAGACAAAGCGCGGAUUGUCGUUUUCAUGAUUGAUGCGAGGCUUUUCUUCUGCUCACUUUCCCCGUUCUCGGAAUUUGCACUAGACGCCCGAAUCGGAUAACCGAUGAGGGUGGGGAUUUCGAUUCGGGUGAGGAUUAGGGUUUUCGGGGAAGGUUUUAGGGAUUUGUAGGGUUUAAGUAUGUUAUAGCUGGUGAUCUAAUUCAAAUCAAGGUGUUUCCCCUUCGGGGGAUUGAUGAUGGUAGGUUGAGGAUGGUGAGGCUUUUAGGAUUGACUCGUGGGGAGGUUGAAGAACCCAGGGAAAUUGCUUCCAGGUCCAAUUUGACAAGUGAGUCCAGUGAAAAUGGGUGGCUCAUUAGGUUCUUUGACUCGUCAUUCUUCUGUGAGUGGAUUGCUGUUAGCUACUUGUACAAGCAUGAUCACUCCGGGGUGCGUGAUUAUCUCUGUAAUAGAAUGUACACCCUUCCCUUGCAGGGGAUUGAGAGUUAUUUGUUCCAAGUGUGUUACAUGAUGAUACACAAGCCCAGCCCGUCUUUGGAUAAGUUUGUUAUAGACGUGUGCUCAAAGUCGCUUAAGAUUGCUUUGAAGGUGCAUUGGUUUGUGUUGGCCGAGCUCGAGGACUCUGAUGAUAAUGAAGGGAUUAGUAGGAUUCAGGAGAAGUGCCAGAUUGCAGCCACCUUGAUGGGUGAGUGGCCACCCUUGAUACGGCCUCAAAAUCCGCCUUCGAGCCCAGGAGGCAAGAACCAAGUUUUGAAUAAGAUAUUUUCCUCGAAACAGCGAUUGUUGUCAUUAACGUCUUCUCCCACUCCUCAGAAGUCUUUGUCAUUCUCACCUUCUUCGGGAAACAAUUUGCAAGAAGAUGGUAGUCCACAGUCUCCAGAGGAAAAUAAAUUAUUUAAGAAAUUUAGGCCAGGUCCAAAGGUUAGAGAUGCUUUACUUUUUAGGAAGUCAGUGGAGAAAGAUGAUGAUGAGUCUGAGAAGGAUGGUUUUUUCAAGAGGUUUUUAAGAGAUAACAAAGGAGAUGAAGAGUUGGGCCAGAAAAUUCGCGAUGCUUUUCUCUUCCGAAAGUCAUCUGAGAAAUAUGACGAAGAUUCUGAAAAGGAUAAUUUCUUUAAAAGGCUCUUAAGGGAUGGUAAAGGGGAUGAUGAAGAAUCUGAAAAGGAUGGUUUCUUUAGAAGACUCUUAAGAGACAGUAAAGCUGAGGAUGAGGAUUUGGCCUCAAGUUCAGAGGGAUUCUUUAAGAGAUUGUUUCGAGAUAGCAAGAAUGAUUCCGAUGAUAAAACACACAUCAAGACAUCAGAGGAUGAAGAAAAAGAGGGGUUUUUCCGAAAGUUCUUUAGAGAAAAAUUUGAGGAAAAGAAGGAUGGGAAUGACGAAGGAGAUAUUGCAAAUUCUGAAGAGAAAUGUGCAAAGCCUGCUGAAGAGGAUGAAAAAGAAGGGUUUUUCAAGAAAUUCUUUAAGGAUAAAUUUGAUGAUAAGAAAGAUCUAAAUGAUAAAAUUGAAGAUGGUAUAACCAAUGUUGAGGAAGAAGAGCCUUCUGAUUUUUCUUUGUUCAAAAGAAUUUUCCGUGUGCACCCUGAAGAUGGUAAAAGUAGUUCUGCCAAUGAAAACAAUGGUGGGUUGUUUGAAAGUAGUAGUCCAGGUACAGAGAAUUUUUUCCGCAAAUUGUUUAGAGACCGUGACCGAUCAAUUGAAGAUUCAGAGCUAUUGGGGUCAAAAAAACAGAAAGAGAAGCAUCCUGGAUCACCAAAACAGCGAAAUGAGAAAUUAGGAACAAAGCCCCCACUUCCAAGUAAUCCAUCGCAGUUCCGGAAAGGAGCUUACCAUGAGUCAUUGGAUUUUGUGCUGUCAUUAUGUGAGACAUCAUUUGGGUUAGUGGAUGUAUUUCCUGUUGAAGAUCGCAAAAGUGCUCUGCACGAGUCGCUUGCAGAGAUAAAUUUACAUUUAACAGAGUCUCAGAAUACUGGAGGAGUUUGUUUUCCAUUGGGAAAGGGCAUGUAUCGUGUGAUUCAUAUACCUGAAGAUGAAGCUGUUCUCUUGAAUUCUAGGGAGAAGGCACCUUACCUGAUUUGUGUUGAAGUUUUGAGAUGUGAAAUGCCAAGCAAUUCCAAGGAGACAUCUAGUUCUCAGAAACUUUCUAAAGGUGGGAUUCCUUUGGCAAAUGGAGAUGCUUUCUUGCAAAAACCGCCCCCUUGGGCAUAUCCAUUAUGGACUGCACAAGAAGCAUAUCGCAAUAGCAAUGACAGAAUGUCCAGAUCAACUGCUGAGGCUAUUGACCAGGCAAUGACUCAUGUGCCUGAUGCAAAAGUCAAAUUUGUUAGUGUGAAUCUUUCUGUUGAAGCACAACUACAUGGUCGGCCAGAGAAGGCCAAAGCAGAUCUACAUGGUGGCAAUUGGCAUCCUGCUUCAGUUUACAGAGAUGGUAUACAAGAAGUGGCAAGGCCAGGACAUGACAGUGAUAUGGAGUGGGUAAGGGUAGUGUUGAAAGUUGAUCCUGGGGUUAAAAUGGAAGAUAUUGAGGAUCAAGCACCAAGGCGGCGGAAGGAACAUCGUCGUGUUCCAAGUACAGUGGCAAUAGAGGAAGUAAAGGCUGCUGCAGCAAAAGGAGAAGCACCCCUUGGACUCCCUUUGAAAGGUGCCGGCCAAGAUUCAUCUGAAGCACCACCAAGGGCUAAUGGAAUUAUCCCCAAAGCUAGUGAUGCGUUGUCUGGUGAACUUUGGGAGGUAAAGAAAGAGAGGAUACGCCAGGCCUCUAUCCAUGGGAAUUUACCUGGUUGGGACUUGCGAUCUGUUAUUGUAAAGAGUGGGGAUGAUUGUAGGCAGGAGCAUCUGGCAGUUCAACUUAUUUCACACUUCUAUGAUAUUUUCCAAGAAGCUGGCCUACCUCUCUGGCUGCGCCCUUAUGAAGUGUUAUGUACUUCUUCUUACACUGCUCUUAUUGAAACAAUUCCAGAUACGGCUUCUCUACAUUCUAUCAAGAGUAGAUACCCCAACAUCUCAAGUUUACGUGAAUUUUUCAUUGCCAAAUAUCAAGAAGAUUCUCCAAGUUUUAAACUUGCCCAGAGGAACUUUGUUGAAAGUAUGGCUGGAUAUUCCCUGGUUUGCUAUCUUCUGCAGGUGAAGGAUAGGCAUAAUGGGAACCUCUUAAUGGAUGAAGAAGGUCAUAUUAUACAUAUUGAUUUUGGCUUCAUGCUUUCCAAUUCACCUGGUGGUGUUAAUUUUGAAAGUGCACCUUUCAAAUUAACCCGAGAGCUUCUUGAGGUCAUGGAUUCUGAUGCAGAGGGCAUUCCAAGCGAGUUUUUUGAUUAUUUCAAGGUUUUAUGCAUUCAAGGCUUCCUUACUUGCCGUAAGCAUGCUGAGCGUAUUAUUCUUCUUGUUGAGAUGUUGCAGGACUCUGGUUUCCCCUGCUUUAAAGGUGGUCCACGGACAAUACAGAACCUACGAAAACGUUUCCAUCUCAAUUUAACAGAAGAGCAAUGUGUAUCUUUGGUGCUUUCCCUCAUUAGCAGCAGCCUGGAUGCAUGGCGGACACGGCAGUAUGAUUAUUACCAGAGGGUUUUGAACGGGAUAUUGUGAGAUAGUUUGUCAAUGGUGAUCGUUUUCUUGCUUCCUUUUGACUAAGCUUGCACGGUGAUUGUUCAUCAAUUAAUAUUUGCAUUUAUAAGUCGUUGGAGGGUGGUUGGUUCACUGUGUUAUGGCUUUAGAGUUUUUGUGAGAAGUAAGAAUUGAUAGGUGGCAGUGUGCAGCCUCUUUUCUCCUGGUGAUAGUGGGAGGAGGAUUCUGACUUUCCAAAGUACUUCAACAGUGUGAGGCUAAAUUUACUUGAGCCGAGUACUUUUGAUUUUUCCAUUCUUGUUUCUUGUGAAUGAAGCUCUGCUACCUGGAGAAAUUGCAUAAAUGCUGAGAUGGUGCAAAUUGUACAGUAAUUUUAGCGGGAGUUCGGACCAGAUUUAUAUUGGAUGUGGAUUGAGUACUGAGUAAACUGUUUGAUUCAUCAAAGCCUUGGGGUUGAGUUGCACUGCUGACUGCUGAGCAUAUACUGGCCUGGUGCGUUUUUGGGUAUCCGUUAUCAUAAUGGGCAGAACUGCUCUGUUAUUCUUUCUGAUCACAGCUGAUCUAUGGCGUCUGUCUUACCAGAGCCGAUUCUUCAAUGCUUAAACUGGAAAAUUGUUAUCAAAAUUAUUUGAUGAUGUUUGAUUGUAUCAUGUGUAAUUGAUCCUGUUUGCGUUUACGGUGAAAUUUGUUCACCAUCAUAUCUAUCAUAUAAAGUUUUGGUGGCAUCAUUGCAAGGUUGUUCAA
Molecule: messenger RNA, 4609 nt
Organism: Cajanus cajan (pigeon pea)
Lineage: Eukaryota; Viridiplantae; Streptophyta; Magnoliopsida; Fabales; Fabaceae
Product: phosphatidylinositol 4-kinase beta 1
Biological process (GO): phosphatidylinositol phosphate biosynthetic process; phosphatidylinositol-mediated signaling
Cellular component (GO): membrane; cytoplasm
Molecular function (GO): 1-phosphatidylinositol 4-kinase activity
Source: RefSeq, a predicted model, not a curated record